ACGAAGAAUUUAUAUCAUAUUAUAAUAAUGCCAUUAGGAGUAAGAUUUAUAUCACUUCGGAUACCGGAAUAGCUGAGUAAUCAUGCUUUUCAUGCUUCACGCUUCACGCUUCACGCUUCGUGAGCUUCGGAGGUUGCCGAGACAUUUACAUGAUCAUCCGGCUUCACAUGGGCAAUACUAAUAAUAAUUCAUGAGAUUCAAUACUUUGGAGCACAUGGCAAACAUUCAUCAAAGGUUUCACAAUUAAUCUCUACGAAUCAAUCACACGUGUUGAUAUCGCCGAUAAUACCGAGUAUAUUGAGAAUUAUAUUGACAUGGGAUGAGGUUUAGCCUUCUUAUCACUUCCAAUAAAUCCCAUCCCAACCGACACCUCCUUGCGUGAUUUGAUAGUCUAAUCAAUAAUCCAACAAUUCUUCAAAUGAGGGAUUCUAUCGAAAUUCGAACGGCGAUUGACCGAUUACGAGCCUUAUUCAAGAAAUCCGAUCCUGAACCAGAAUAUGAACCUAUCUCAAGCAGUUCUAGUAUCCACGAAGAGGAUGUUCGCAGACCCGUCCUCGUCUUACCAGAUCAAGUCGAAGGGGAGCCAUUUUCAUGGUUUGAGUAUGGAAUCUUUAUGUUAAUCGGAGUGGCAAUGCUCUGGGCAUGGUAUGUUCCACUGAAGUCUCGGGAGGGCGCAGAAGCUGAUAUCUUGACAGGAAUAUGUUCUUAGCAGCCGCACCAUAUUUUCAAAGCCGAUUCCAGGACAAUGAGAGUAUCGUCCAGCACUUUCAAUCUGCGAUCACUUCAGUUGCAACGAUUACGAACCUCGGAUCUACCCUACUGCUCAGUCACUUGCAAUUGAAUGCCUCAUACCCGAAACGAAUUAUAUCCUCCCUCGUCCUUAAUACUAUAGUCUUCACACUUCUUGCGAUAUCCACUUCAUACUUUCGCGAUGUUUCAUCGACCGGUUAUCUGGCCUUCACGUUGAUCAUGGUAUUCGCGACCUCUUGCGCAACUGGGCUUUUACAAAAUGGGGCAUUCGCAUUUGCGUCGAGCUUUGGUAGACCGGAAUACAUACAAGCUAUCAUGACUGGGCAAGCAAUUGCCGGAGUUUUACCUUCAGCAGCACAGAUUGCGACGGUUCUGGCUGUUCCGCCGCCAGAUCAUUGGGCUGAUGUAGAUACAGAGGUUGCAGAUGUAAAGGAAAAUACAACUUCGGCUUUUGUUUACUUCUUGACGGCUACCGUCAUCAGUGUUCUCACAUUAGUCUUCGUCUUCCCCUUACUUAGAAAGCAAAAUCGAAUCCUUGAAAGCCGCGCGGCAUCAUCAGCUGAGAGUGAUGAUGAGAGUGACGAGAGCGGGAAGAAUAAGGUCGUUGGUAUGGUCAGACUGUUCAAGAAACUUUAUUGGUUGGCAGGAGGAGUGUUCAUGUGUUUCGCUGUCUCGAUGUUCUUCCCGGUGUUCACAUCAAAAGUGGUUUCAGUAAUACCGUCUGAUAGGGCUCCUCGAAUACUUCAACCUGAGGCUUUUAUUCCCCUUGGAUUUCUGGUUUGGAACAUCGGUGAUCUUUGUGGCCGUCUGCUACCACUUCUACCUUUCCGUACCAAGGCUCGACCCAUCCCACUUUUCAUAUUCUCUAUUCUUCGACUUGGCUUUGUUCCAUUAUAUCUUCUUUGUAACAUCGAAGGUAAAGGAGCCAGAGUGAACAGCGAUGUUUUCUACCUUCUCGUCGUUCAAGGUGGAUUUGGACUUAGUAAUGGCUGGCUUGGCAGUUCUUGCAUGAUGGCAGCUGGUGAUUAUGUUGAUGAGGAAGAACGAGAAGCAAGUGGACCUUUCAUGAUGAUCAAUCUUGUAGCAGGUUUGAUGGCUGGCUCCCUCCUCAGUUUUUCUGUGGCUGGAAUUUCGUGAUCGCACAUUAGCGUUGGUUUGUACCCUUGUAAUUAUGGGAAGGCGUUCAGAGCGAUAUCAUACAUGGAUUUGGCGUUGGCGAUUGCGGUGCUUAUACUCGAGACGUAGAUUGUUGAUAUCAUGGCAUGGGAUAUUUAUGGGAAGGAAGUCUGAUUUUAGAGCUUGCAGAAGAACGUGGGAGAAUUAAUAUUAUACCCCACGAGUUGCAUGUAUUUGUUGUUUUGAAGAUGAGUAUCUAUGCUAAAGUUUGUAUCCAAAGUGAUAACGAGGUUGCGGUAUCUUGUCGACGAAA
Molecule: messenger RNA, 2179 nt
Organism: Sclerotinia trifoliorum
Lineage: Eukaryota; Fungi; Ascomycota; Leotiomycetes; Helotiales; Sclerotiniaceae
Source: the annotation of a GenBank genome assembly